Messenger RNA from Nicotiana attenuata, 1122 nucleotides. Its product is annotated as RAB6-interacting golgin-like. The coding region runs from base 1 to 1122 and encodes 373 amino acids. The transcript is spliced from 5 exons. Lineage: Eukaryota; Viridiplantae; Streptophyta; Magnoliopsida; Solanales; Solanaceae. The record is from RefSeq and is a predicted model, not a curated record.
AUGGUAGAAAAUGCCAACUCUCGUUGCCCGAUCCCAGUUGCUACGCCCGGUACCAUGGGGCUAAAUACCGGGCCCCUGCCGUCUUUGGUUGAUGAGCAACCAACAACCAGCACUGCAUUUGCCGCAACUGUUUCUCACCCUUCAACGCCAUCAGCUUCAUCACCUUCUUCACCAACUCUUCCACCAGCAACUACUACAUCAUCUCCACCAGCCGCAUCUGCCCGAAAAGAAGAUGUUCCUCUUCCCCAGUCCCAUCAUGGGAAUUUGGGGCAAAAUUAUGCUCCCCCCUCAGAAGAUCCGCAAAGAGAGGAUGAGCGUUGCUUUCUCGAAAAAGAUUGGGAAAAGAUACAGGCUCUCUCGGGAGAGUGCUUGUUGAACAAUGCCAUGCACAACACCACAGCGGCCAACUUCCUUGAUUACGAGGGCCUCCAGAGGUUGAUUCGAGAGAAAGAAGAACUUACCUCCGCACGAGAUCAACUUUUGGCCGAGCGGGAGCAAACUAUUGCUCGCCUCUCAGAAUUGGAAGUCAAAGUUGCUGAGGUUGUUGCCCAAGGGAUCGGUCUGCUGAGGGUUCAAUUUGAUGAGGCCAAAGCCAAAUGGGCUAAGGUCCAUAGUGUCGUUCUUGUUGCAUCCGAACGUGAGGCUGCCACCGUUGAAAGAUUGACCAAUUUAGAGGCAACCUUGAUCUCCAAAGCCGAAGAGCUUGCUGUUGCUGGGGUGAAAUAUGCCCAAUUGGAAGAGAAGUAUAGGAGGACCAUCGAGCAUAACAGACUUUUCAGCUCUACUGUUCGUGAUCUCGAUGUUAGCCUCCGGUCCGUGAGGUUCGCAUGGGAGAACCUUUCUGCCAAGGCUAAAGCGGGUGUUGUUGACUUUGAUGCCGAAAUCGCUAAGACCCAUGAGCUGGAGUUAGCUGCAAAAAGAGGUCUUCCGGCCAGGCCUAAUGCUACCGAUUCUUCUAGUUCCGAUUUUGAGUUCUCGGGAACUGAAGAGGAACCGGAAGGUGAUGAUGGUGAGGGAAAAAAUGAUGAAGGCCAAGAUAUCGAACCGGCGGCGGAUCUAUCCACUUCCCCCGGGCGUGCGGACGCUUCACUUCCUCCGCGCUCCGGAGAUGCAGCAGUUUAG